This is a messenger RNA of Pimephales promelas (fathead minnow), 3657 nucleotides long. RefSeq names its product glutamate receptor, metabotropic 8a (gene grm8a). Gene Ontology annotation, biological process: G protein-coupled receptor signaling pathway. NCBI's taxonomy places the organism in Eukaryota, Metazoa, Chordata, Actinopteri, Cypriniformes, Leuciscidae. The record is from RefSeq and is a predicted model, not a curated record. Gene Ontology annotation, cellular component: membrane. Gene Ontology annotation, molecular function: G protein-coupled receptor activity.
GAGGGAGAGAGAGAGAGAGAGAGGGAGGAUUUUGGUGAUGCGCUGUUCAUUUCAGCACCACAAACCAGCAUCUGAGGGCAGAGAGGAGAUGCUUCUGAAGAUGUGAGAGUGUUGGAGGCACUGACGUCUUUUGCUUCUCAGUCACAUGACAUGCACACCAGGCGUUUGUCCCCCGUGGUCAAGAUGCUCGACUUCAGCUUUGAAAUGGGAAUGGAUGUCCCUGUCCACCUGCUUCCCCGUUAGUCCUCAAUCCCUAUACCUGGAAAAUCCCAACACUUUCUGACACUGCCCCCCCAACAGCCCAGUGGAUAUGGAUCUUGUACGCUUGAUUCGGACUCAGUGCCAGCUCCUCUUCUUCUUAUGCUACUGGUCACCAGUCUCUCUCCAGAAGUUGGAGAUGCCACCCAUUGAAUACGCCCACUCUAUCCGGCUCGAUGGCGACAUAAUCCUGGGUGGGUUGUUCCCGGUUCAUUCCCGGGGUGAGCGCGGCGUUCCCUGCGGAGAGUUAAAGAAGGAGAAGGGUAUUCACCGACUGGAGGCAAUGCUGUUUGCCAUCGACCUUAUCAACAAAGACCCAGAGCUGCUACCCAACGUGACGCUGGGCGCCCGGAUCCUGGACACCUGCUCGCGGGACACCUACGCCCUGGAGCAGUCGCUCACCUUUGUACAAGCUCUCAUUGAGCGCGACGGCUCGGAUGUACGCUGUGCUAAUGGAGACCAGCCCAUAUUUGCCAAGCCCGACAAAAUCGUCGGAGUGAUUGGUGCAGCCGCCAGCUCGGUCUCCAUCAUGGUCGCCAACAUCUUGAGGCUCUUUAAGAUUCCUCAGAUCAGCUAUGCAUCCACAGCCCCGGAGCUGAGCGACAACACUCGCUAUGACUUUUUCUCCCGCGUCGUUCCACCGGAUUCCUACCAGGCCCAGGCCAUGCUGGAUAUCGUCACGGCGAUGGGCUGGAACUACGUCUCCACACUGGCCUCGGAAGGGAACUACGGGGAAAGUGGCGUGGAAGCGUUCGUGCAGAUCUCUCGAGAGAUUGGUGGUGUGUGUAUCGCUCAGUCUCUGAAGAUCCCUCGGGAACCCAGACCUGGGGAAUUCGACAAGAUAAUCCGCCGGCUCCUGGAGACCCCCAACGCUCGGGCCGUCAUCAUGUUCGCAAACGAGGACGAUAUCAGACGAGUGCUGGAUGCUGCCAAGAGGAGCAACCAGACGGGUCACUUUCUGUGGGUCGGGUCUGACAGCUGGGGAGCCAAGAUCUCUCCGGUGAUCCAGCAGGAGAAAGUGGCAGAAGGAGCCAUAACUAUCCUUCCCAAAAGAGCCACGGUGGACGCGUUCGAUCGCUACUUCCGCAGUCGCUCGCUCUCCAACAACAGAAGGAACGUGUGGUUUGCCGAAUUCUGGGAGGAGAACUUCGGAUGCAAGCUCGGGAUGCACGGAAAACGUCCCGGAAGCCUGAAAAAGUGCACCGGGCUGGAGAAGGUGGGCCGUGACUCCAGCUACGAGCAGGAAGGGAAGGUUCAGUUCGUGAUGGAUGCGGUGUAUGCGAUGGCACACGCUCUGCACCGCAUGCACAGGGAUUACUGCUUCGGAUACCCCGGACUCUGUCCCCGCAUGAGCAAUAUCAAUGGAAAGGAGCUGCUGGGAUACAUCCGGAGCGUUAAUUUCAAUGGAAGUGCAGGGACUCCAGUGGUCUUCAACCAGAACGGAGAUGCACCGGGACGAUACGACAUCUUCCAGUAUCAGAUCACCAACAAAUCGACAGCUGAGUACAAAGUGAUCGGCCAGUGGACAAACAAACUGCAUCUUAACGUGGACGGGAUGCACUGGCGGACAGGCGACCCCACUCUCCCCGCCUCCGUGUGUAGUGUGCCUUGCCAGAUGGGUGAAAGGAAGAAGGUGGUGAAGGGUGUGCCUUGCUGUUGGCAUUGCGAGCGCUGCGAAGGCUACCACUUCCAGGCCAGCGAGUUCAUCUGCGAGCUCUGCCCGUACGAGCAGCGUCCGGACCGCAACCGCACCGGAUGCAUCCCAAUCCCCAUCAUCAAACUGGAGUGGCACUCGGCGUGGGCCGCCGUGCCGGUGUUCGUUGCGGUUCUCGGCAUCAUGGCCACUAGUUUCGUGGUGGUUACUUUCGUCCGUUUCAACGACACACCCAUCGUCCGUGCAUCCGGUCGAGAGAUGAGCUACGUGUUGCUGACGGGCAUUUUUUUGUGCUACGCCAUCACUUUCUUGAUGAUCGCCACUCCGACUUUGGCCGUGUGCUCCCUCCGGCGUGUGUUCUUGGGUUUGGGAAUGUGCUUCAGCUACGCGGCUCUGUUAACCAAAACCAACCGUAUCCACCGCAUCUUCGAACAGGGCAAGAAGUCGGUGGCCGCCCCGCGCUUCAUCAGCCCCGCGUCCCAGCUGGUCAUCACCUUCAGCCUGAUCUCAGUGCAGCUGCUCGGCGUGUUCGUGUGGUUCGCCGUCGACCCGCCUCACACGGUCGUGGACUACGGCGAGCAGCGCACGUCCGACCCGGUGAAGGCCCGCGGGGUUCUCAAGUGCGACAUCUCGGACCUGUCGCUCAUCUGUUCGCUGGGCUACAGCAUCCUUUUGAUGGUCACAUGCACUGUUUACGCCAUCAAGACCCGCGGUGUGCCAGAGACCUUCAACGAGGCCAAGCCCAUUGGAUUUACUAUGUACACUACCUGCAUUAUUUGGUUAGCUUUUAUACCCAUCUUCUUUGGCACCGCACAAUCAGCAGAAAGGAUGUACAUCCAGACGACCACCCUCACCAUCUCUCUCAGCCUCAGCGCGUCCGUGUCUCUCGGGAUGCUCUACAUGCCCAAGGUCUACAUCAUCCUCUUCCACCCGGAGCAGAACGUGCCCAAACGCAAGCGCAGCUUCAAAGCCAUCGUCACCGCCGCCACCAUGUCAGGGAAACUCGUGCCGAAGGGAAGCGACCGGCCCAACGGGGAGGUGAAGACCGAGCUGUGUGAGAGCAUGGAGACCAACACAACAUCUUCCACCAAGACGACGUACGUCAGCUACAGCAAUCAUGCCAUCUGAAGAGGGACACUCUCUGUGGGCGGAGCCGAGGGCCGGCCCGUCUGAAGCGGGACGUCUGUCAUGUGACAUGCGCUGACCUGGAACGGGCAUCUGAGCAUGAGAUUUGUAUAUCGUUCUGCAUCAAUCUAAAACCCGCAGCAUCCUGGGAGACGAACGGACAUACGGGACCUUCCAGCGAGACUGCGUUCAAGAGCUACCGAACCUGCCAUGAACACACACGUGAAAACAACGCACACACUCACAAAAAUGAAGGUGAAGGCUUGCAUUCAUACGAAAAAAUAACUUCCCACAAAUAAUCGUGUAAACAUUCUGCAGAUGGAAACGUUCACGGUUAACUUUGGAAAUGUGGAUGUGUAAAAAAAAAAAAAGAGAGAAAAUAUAUGAAAACUAACAGAGUCGAAAUAUGUUUGUUGUUAUUGUAUUUUUGUGGUCGUGCAGAUUUUUUCAUUCUUGUCCCACUUUGUCAGAAACCUGCAUUCUGAGAUGACGUGUCUUGUAUUGGCUGACUGAACCGUAACGCGGGGUUGUGAAGCUGUAAAAUGCCAUGGUGGAAGCAUGCUAGUUUUUAUACCAAAAAAAAAGAUUUAUUUAUAAUAAAGGAAUGUUUUGCAAAUGUG